Lactuca saligna is the source of this 1820-nucleotide messenger RNA. NCBI's taxonomy places the organism in Eukaryota, Viridiplantae, Streptophyta, Magnoliopsida, Asterales, Asteraceae. The record is from the annotation of a GenBank genome assembly.
UGUUAACCAAUCACACCCCACCAUUCCAUUUCUCUCUUCUCUCUCUUCUCGUUAUCCGGCUAACAAAGCUUGCUUAGCGCCUCCCUUCACGCGCACUAGGGGUGGUGAUUGGCGAGCUUAGUGUUGUUGGCAAGGAGUUUGGCACACCACACUCCCCAUAGCCUUGGGAUUAAUGAAUGUAAGACUCCAGGUGAAAGUAAAAAAAUAGCUAAAAACGGAUGCUGGCAAUAAGGUGACAUAUAGGUUAGGAGAUUCUGGAUUAGGAAAUAAGCUCCAAAAUUUGCACUUUUAUCAAAUCUAAACCAGUUUUUAUCGACGAAUCUACGUCAGUACGUCCGAAACCAAACCCAGGCUCGAACCCAACCCAACCCAACGAAAAGGAGCCUUCUCGAUUGUCACCAAACGAAGAAUGCAAAACAUGUUUCCUCGGACCUCUCUGUCUCUCACUCUCUGCGACUUGCCGGCUCCCCGCCUCCAUUCCUGCUGACGCCCUGCUACGCCUAUGAUCGACCUGAUAAAGCAAAACCACAUAUUCAACUCACCGAUUUCCGUCUCAGCGCCACCUUCUGAAUCUUACUCUUGACUCUAUGUCAAUCAAACUCUUUCGCCGCCAUAUUUCCAAUUUCAUACAUAGCACAUCCCUUCUCCACCAUAUCUGGGAUCCAAUAAACAAAAACCAUUGUCUGGACAUAAGAUAUAUAAAUCCAAAUGCCAAUCUACUUACUCGUUCUCUUACAUCCUUCCCAUUGGCAAAACAGAUAACCCAAAAAUCAAUAUAUGUUCUUGAUAGUAUUCUUCCAUUAAAGUCAAAUGUUCGAUCAGCAAGCAAUUCAGCAGUCGAGAUGACAAUGAAUAAAGAUGUUGUCAGGUUUUGUAUAAGUAAACAGGCUGAAAGAUCUUCUAAUGGUUUAAACCAAAGAGAAACAAAACAAAAACGCAUCAAAAUGUCGAAAAAGGCCAAACUCAAUGAACUGAGAUUUUAUCGCUUGAAAGCAAAGAAAAAAAUGAGAUCCCCAAAUCCAGAAAUCAGGAUCCUAUACAGGCUUGGAAAGGCGAAAAGAAAGGAGGAAUGGUUGAUUGAGAAAUUAAGGAAAUUUGAUGUGAGAAAAGCUGCAGCUGAAGUAUAUGACCCUGAAAUUUUAACAGAGGAAGAGAAGUUUUAUUUAAAAAGAACAGGUGAGAAGAAGAAACAUUAUGUUCCAGUUGGGAGACGAGGUGUAUUUGGAGGAGUUGUUCUUAAUAUGCAUCUUCAUUGGAAGAAUCAUGAAACUGUUAAGGUUAUUUGUAAGCCUUGUAAGCCUGGACAAAUUCAAGAAUAUGCUGAUGAGCUUACUAGAUUAAGUAAAGGGAUUGUGAUCGAUAUAAAACCUAAUAAUGUUAUUAUAUUCUUUCGUGGAAAAAAUUAUGUGCAACCAGAGAUUAUGUCGCCUCCUGACACCCUUUCGAAAGCAAAGGCUUUGGAAAAAUACAAGUAUGAACAGUCUCUUGAGCAUACAAGUGAGUUCAUUGAGAAACUGGAGAAUGAGCUUGAAGAGUACUAUAAGCAUAAAGCACGAUUCUCUAAAGAGAAGGGAAGUUCACCAAAGGAUUAAGUCGCUGAUGUUACAUGGUUCAUUAUGGAGAAUGGAUACAGUUUUUGCAUGCUUGGAUAGGAUGUAGGGUCAAAAAUAUUGUUAUCAAUGUAACUAUAAACUAUUGGUAAAACUAGGACAAAUCAGAACAAAAUUGUUAAAUAAAGUAAGUUUGGUUAUAUUGCCCUGGAGAGUUAUCACCUAUAACAUUGUUUAAAAUGUUAUUUUAGCAAAAAAGUACACAUAGAC